Messenger RNA from Aureococcus anophagefferens, 240 nucleotides. RefSeq lists its product as hypothetical. The annotation marks the transcript as partial. Gene Ontology annotation, biological process: protein ubiquitination. Gene Ontology annotation, molecular function: ubiquitin-protein transferase activity. The transcript has a single exon. Lineage: Eukaryota; Pelagophyceae; Pelagomonadales; Pelagomonadaceae. The record is from RefSeq and is a predicted model, not a curated record.
CCCGAGGAGCUGUGCUGCCCCGUGACGUGCGAGCUCAUGAAGGAUCCCGUCAUGGCCGACGACGGGCACACGUACGAGCGCGUCGCCAUCGAGCAGUGGUUCGCGACGGGGAAGCGGACGUCGCCGAAGACGAACGAGUCGCUGCCGUCGACGGUCGUCCGCCCGAACCACGCCGUGAAGAGCAUGAUCGCGGGCUUCCUCGACGCGUGCCGCCGCUCCGGCGUCGCGCCCGACGACUGA